GCCUCCACACACCCACAUCCCCCCCUUUUCACGUCACAACGCAAACCCCAAUCCAAAACAUGUCCACCACCUCCACGAUUCUGACCGAGACUGAGCUGGACGAAAUCUACUCUUUUGCGAUUCAGCUCGCGAAAGAGGCCGGUCAGAAGCUUCUUGAUGCUGUUGAUGCACGGUUGGGCCGGACUAGUACUACUAUUACUGGUACUACUGCUGGAGGAGGAGGAGGAGGAGGAGCAGUUGGUCAUGUGGAGAAGGAAUCUGCGGUGGAUUUGGUGACGGAGACGGAUGAAGAUGUGGAAGCUUUCAUUCGUACAAGUGUGGAGGCCAAAUUUCCCUCUCAUGCAUUUGUGGGCGAAGAAUCGUAUUCGAAAGGUCAAUCGAAGAAAUACCUUAUUCCUGAUGUAGGACCUUCGUGGUGUAUUGAUCCUUUGGAUGGCACUGUGAACUUUAUCCACUUGGCUCCAUUCUAUUGCGUCUCGAUAGCUUUUCUGUGGAAUGGUGAACCUAUCAUCGGGGCUAUCAAUGCUCCUUUUCUCCGGCAGUUAUUUACGGCCUGUCGAGGCAAAGGAGCCUGGCUGAAUGAAACGACCCGACUGCCUCUUGAGCGAAACCCUAUUCCCCCCAUGCCCAGCAAUGCUCCCAAGGGCUGUGUAUUCUCGUGUGAAUGGGGCAAAGAUAGGCGAGACAUUCCAGACGGAAACAUGCAUCGUAAGGUCAAUAGUUUCAUGAACAUGGCUGCUGAAAUUGGGGGUCGGAAUGGCAAAGGAGGCAUGGUGCAUGGAGUUCGAAGUCUCGGUUCUGCCACACUAGACCUAUGUUACGUAGCCAUGGGUGGCUUUGACAUAUGGUGGGAAGGUGGCUGCUGGGAAUGGGACGUAGCGGCGGGGAUUUGUCUGCUAAAGGAAGCAGGUGGACUGAUUACCACUGCCAACGCCCCCGACGACUAUCUGAACGCUCCCAUACCGGACGUGCAACUCGGUAGCCGGCUCUAUCUGGCGAUUCGUCCCGCGGGAGAUUCAGCAUCAGAGACGGGACGGCAGAGCCAAGAACGAACUGUUCGCGAGGUAUGGCGGCGAGUGGAAACUCUGGACUACUCCCGGCCGGGCGUAUGAAAAGAACACACUCGCGACCUCGUCGAUAAUCAACCCAUACCAACAAUCACAGUGAAGACCCAGAAGUGCGUAAGAGGUUACAUUCUCAUACAUCGCAUAAAUUCCAUCUUACAACUUCGCCUGCGACAGCGCAUGAGCCACAACACUCUUAACCCGUUCCACAGGCAAUUCCUCCACAGUCCUCCCAUGCCAAAGCGUAUGCUGAGCAAAAGCCUGAUAAAUCAUCGCCUCCGUCCCCAAAAUCACCUUCCACCCGGCCUCCUCCGCCAACCUCCCCAACUCCGUCCACGGCGAAGGAUGAUAACACAUUUCCAACAUGGCCCCUUUAUGCUCUUUAUUCAAAAACCUCUCCGCAAUCCUCCUCGCCUCACGCUCCUCUUCCGUCACAGGCGCGAAAUUCGGUACACAAGCCACUAUCGCCCCCGGCCCUUCCAACGCCUCUGCCUGCUCCACAGAUUUCACAUGCACGAGCCCUUUUCCAUAUCCUUCCGCCCGACACCAAGCCAUCACCGCUUCAACUUCUGCCGCGUCGCGAUUGACUAAAUAUACAAUUUCGCAUUUCAAAAAUUGAACUAAAGCGUACACGGCUGAUCGAGCGGCUCCUCCGCCUCCGAUGACGAGGCCUGGGCGAUGGAGAAAUACGGAUGAGGGGUUGGGGAUGUUUUGGAAAAAAGAUUCGCGGACGCCGAUGGUGUCGGUGUUGGUUCCGAUGUAUUUUUGGUUGGCGUCGAGGUAGAUUGUGUUGAUGGCUCCUACGGCGCGGCCGGAGGGGGUGAGGCCGUCUAGGUGAGGGAUGAUGGAGACUUUGUGGGGCAUUGUUACUGCUGAGCCAUACAACCUCUCAUCCUUCAAUAAUCUCAAAAACUGAGAAAUAUCCGUCGAUUCCAAGAGUUGAAACCCCCAAGGUAAACCGACUUCUUCAAAAACAGUAUUGUGUACGAGAGGGGAAUAUGAGUGGGCAAUGGGAUAGCCGAAGAGGUAGCCGUGGCGUUCAAAGUGGUCGAUGGGAGGAUCGGGAGCUGUGAUGAUGCUAUUGCUGUUGCUGCUGGGUUCUUCUUCUUGUUGUUGUUGUUGGGCGCUCAUUGUGAUGUUGAUGAUGAUGAUAUAUGGUCGGUCUUUGUUCGUUGGGGGAUUUCGACCUCGAGUUGGAGGAGCUGACUUUAGGAAGAAGUGAAUGGGCUUGCUUGCUGGUUUUGUUGAAUUGGAGAAAGAAAAUAUUCCCAGUCGAAAGGUAUUUU
This is a messenger RNA of Sphaerulina musiva SO2202, 2350 nucleotides long. Its product is annotated as inositol monophosphatase. The record is from RefSeq and is a predicted model, not a curated record. Lineage: Eukaryota; Fungi; Ascomycota; Dothideomycetes; Mycosphaerellales; Mycosphaerellaceae. Gene Ontology annotation, molecular function: inositol monophosphate 1-phosphatase activity. Gene Ontology annotation, biological process: signal transduction; phosphatidylinositol phosphate biosynthetic process; inositol metabolic process. The coding region runs from base 60 to 1112 and encodes 350 amino acids. The transcript is spliced from 9 exons.